Molecule: messenger RNA, 1987 nt
Organism: Amborella trichopoda
Lineage: Eukaryota; Viridiplantae; Streptophyta; Magnoliopsida; Amborellales; Amborellaceae
Product: FAD-dependent oxidoreductase family protein
Cellular component (GO): cytoplasm
Source: RefSeq, a predicted model, not a curated record
UAACAACUUCAUAGUUGAGGGUUUGAUUUGGGAAAAAAAGUGAGAGAAGAGAUUGAAGUGGCUAAGUUGCUUAGACAAAUAAUUUUUCCUUUUUUCACAUACGGCGGGAAAAAAAUAAAAUUUCCGCAAUUUUCAUUUCUCUGCAGCUUCAAUGGCGGCCACGCCUCUGAAAAAUCCUAAAAUUUCUGCUUAUUUGCGCUCUGGAAACACUAAAUUUUCUCACCGUUUCAGUUCUCCUUCAACUGUGAUCUAUCCAUCUUUGAAGACCUCUAGCAUUUGUGAAACCCUAUUUUUCUCGUCUUUAAGGCCCCAAAAACCGAGGUUUUACCCUGUAUCCCUAUGUUCAGCUACGGUUUCAGGGGAGAGAUUGACGUUUGAUGUGGUUGUAGUUGGAGCUGGAAUCAUAGGCUUGACCAUAGUUAGGCAGUUCUUGCUCCAGUCCAAGCUCUCCGUUGCAGUUGUAGAUGCAGGGGUUCCAUGUUCAGGAGCAACAGGAGCUGGGCAGGGUUAUAUAUGGAUGGUUCACAAAAGGCCAGGGACUGCAGCAUGGGAGCUUGCAAAUAGAAGCAAACAACUUUGGGAAGAGUUGGCAGAGGAAAUUCAAGAACAAAAUAUGGACCCUUUAGACAUGUUGGGUUGGAUGAAAAGAGGGAGCUUGUUAGUUGGUAGAAGUCUGGGAGAGUCAACAUCGUUGCAAGAGAGGGUUCGAUUGUUAUCCGAAGCUGGGUUAAAGGUUCAAUACUUGCCUGCUUCUGAUUUGCUGAAGAAGGAACCCAGCCUUGACGUUGGGAGUGAAGGUGGGGCUGCCUUUGUGCUAGAUGAUUGCCAAUUGGAUGCGCAACGAACCGUUGAAUUCAUAGAAAAGGGGAACAAAUCUUUCUGUCAACAUGAUAGAUAUCGAGAGUUCUAUUAUGAACCUGCUGUUCGUUUAUUAAGGUCUCCAGAAACUGGUGAUGUUGAAGCUGUAAAAACUUCCAAGAAUGUACUGUACAGCAGAAAGGCUAUUGUAAUUGCAGCAGGUGCUUGGAGUGGAACUUUAAUGCAAAACCUUAUUGUGGAAUCAGACAUUUCAUUGAAUGUUCCAGUCAAGCCCCGUAAGGUGGUCUACAUUGGUCAUUUGCUUAUCUUGGAGAACCUUCGAAAUUUACAAUUGCGCCAUGGUGUAAUGGAAGUUGAUUAUGUUACUCAUCAGAAUGGUCCUUCAAUCUCCGACUCUUCUACUUCUAUAGUUGCUGAAGACGAUUCACACAUUCUUUCAAUCUCGAUGACAGCAACAACUGAUAUGUGGGGAAACCUAGUUUUGGGGAGCAGCCGCCAAUUCACUGGGUUUGAUACUCAGGUUGAAGACUCUAUUGUAAAAUGUAUCAUUGAACGUGCUGGAGAGUUCUUUCCAGCUUUACGAAGACUUCCUUUGCUGGAAUUCAUGAGGAGUGGUAAAAUUAGAGUUGGGUUGCGCCCUUAUAUGCAUGAUGGAAAGCCCAUCAUUGGCCCUGUUCCUGGCCUACCAAAGGUGAUGCUUGCAACUGGACAUGAAGGAUGUGGCCUCUCUAUGGCACUGGGUACUGCUGAAAUGGUUGCAGAUAUGGUUUUGGGGAACAGUCUCACAAUUGAUUCUACUCCCUUCUCUGCACAAGGAAGAUAUGACCAGUAGCUUACCUGUUUCUUUUUAUUUCAUCUGAUAACGAGUGUUUUCACUAGCUAGUUUUUGGCUUUGCAUGGGUUGCUUCCUUUAUCAAAGACUGCAACAUGUUAAAACGUUUCAAGUAAUCGUACCAGCUACUUCAUGGCCUUAUUAGGGGCAGCAAUGGACCCAGACCUAACCCUGGACCCAUCGGGUAGAUCUGACAUGGGGGUCUGGGCAUGGUCCUGCAUUUAGGCCCGGCCGGUAAGGUUCUAGUGAACCCGACCUGGAUUUAUUAUAUGUAUAAAAAUAAAUAAAAUAGAGCAUGUUCCGUACAUGUGAAUAAGUUUAAUUGAGAAGGUAUAA